Danio rerio (zebrafish) is the source of this 4822-nucleotide messenger RNA. It is a transcript of the gene tonsl, whose product is annotated as tonsoku-like, DNA repair protein. Gene Ontology annotation, cellular component: chromosome; cytoplasm; nucleus. NCBI's taxonomy places the organism in Eukaryota, Metazoa, Chordata, Actinopteri, Cypriniformes, Danionidae. Gene Ontology annotation, biological process: chromatin organization. The record is from RefSeq and is marked provisional.
GUUUCCGCAGCAAGAACUUUGGCGCGCCGCUUUGAAAGAUUUACCUUAUCAAUGAAAAAAGACGAUCAAAAGUACUGAUCAGCCUUUUAAACCCGAUUUGAAGAGAUCAAUAAGGAGAUUUGUUAUAGCACUACAGCUGUGCACACGGGCGUAGUGUUUGUCAAUCAUCAGAUGCCCUUAAAUCUGUGGUAAACUGCUGUAGCGAUCCUGCUGAAAGUGGACAGGAUGACGUCCACAAAAGAGAUCAAGCAACUGCAAAAGGCCAAGAGUAAAGCCCAAAGCAGCAAUAACCUGAAAGAAGAAGCCAGUUUGUGCAAUCAACUGGGGGAGGUGUACGCUAAAACAGGUGACUAUCAAGCUGCUAUUGAAGAGCAUCGACAGGAAUUAGCGCUGUCUGAGAUUUUGCACGAUGUGAUUGGAUCUGCUGUGGCCAAUAGAAAGAUUGGAGAGUGCUAUGCAGAGCUGGGAAACAUCGAAGCUGCACUGAAGCACCAGAGGCUUCAUCUGAAUCUGGCUCGAUCUGUCCAUGAUGCAGCAGAGGAACAGAGGGCUCUGGCCACUAUUGGACGGACAUAUCUGUUCCUCUUUGACUCUGACCAAUCAGCGAACAGCUUGAAACAUGCUGAAGAUGCAUUCAAGAAGAGUCUGGCCAUCGUAGAUGAGCGCCUUGAAGGUACUGUCUCCCCUCGAGAGAUCAGUGAAAUGAAGGCUCGUCUGCUGCUCAAUCUGGGCUGUGUGUAUGAUGGCAUGAAGGAGCCGCAGCGCUGCAGUGACCUCAUACGACAGAGCAUCUACAUCGCAGAGAAGAACAACCUUUUAGAAGAUCUGUAUCGUGCCAACUUCAACCUGGGCAGCAUUCACUUCCGAAAUGGGCAGCAUUCGCGUGCCAUGCGCUGUUUUGAGCAGUCCAAAGAAUGUGCUCGUAAAAUGAAGGACAAGUUCAGUGAAAGCGAGUGCUUCCAUAGCAUCGGCAAGAUUUUGCUUCAUCUUGGUGAUUUUGCGGCGGCGCGGCGUUCUCUGAAGAAAGCCUUCUGUCUGGGCUCCCAGCAGCCUUCUGAUCGCGAGGCCGUCAAGAAAGAUUUCAGACACGCGAUCAGAGGAUGUCAGCUGGAGCAGACGGCAGCAGAAGUGACCCAGAAGUUUUCCCAUGAGGCUUUGGAUCUGUCUGAGCAGUUGGGAGAUCUGUACUGUAAAGUGGGCUGCUAUAGCAAAGCUCUGGAAGCGUAUCAGACUCAACUGGCGUGUGCAGAGGCUUUAGCCAAGCCUGCUCGUGAGUUAGCCGUCAUUCAUGUGUCUCUGGCGGCCACUUACACAGAUCUACGACAGCAUCACAGGGCCGUGGAGCAUUACAGACAAGAAUUACAGCUGAGGAAGGGAAACCCUAAAGAGGAGUGUGAGACGUGGUUGAACAUGGCUGUUUGUCAGGAGGAGAUGUGCCAGUCUAUGGAGACCCUCGAUCACUGUUUUGCUUCUGCUCUGAACUGCGCUGAGAAAUCAGGACUAAAUAAACUACAGAGGCGUGUGUUAAGAGUGUGGCUUCAGGCCCAGCGGCGCUGCGGAUCCUCCCAGUGUGACGACACUGAGGCCCGGCUGAUGGAGCUCUGUGAGCGGGACGGACUGUCGCUGGACCAAAGUGAGGAUGAGGAUGAGGAAGAUGAUGUGGACAACAGCGAACCACUGGAGGACAGUGACAUCCAGUACUCCGAGUCAGAUGAUGAGGAUCUGGAAGGUUAUGAUAAGAUGGUCACAGGCAGGAGAAAGACUCAGAGGUGGAACAGACGGAAUGAGAAGGGUGAGACUGUCCUCCACAGGGCCUGUAUAGAGGGAAACCUAAGGCAGGUUCAGUACCUCAUUGAACAGGGUCACCCGGUUAACGUAAGGGAUUACUGCGGUUGGACUCCUCUACAUGAAUCCUGUAACUACGGCCAUCAAGAGAUCGUAGCAUUCCUGCUGGACCGCGGAGCAAAUGUAAAUGACCCUGGGGGUCGAGAGUGUGGAGGAAUCACACCUUUGCAUGACACGCUAAACUGCGGACACUUCAGUGUUGCUCGACUGCUGGUGCUGAGAGGAGCGUCAGUCACUGUUCGCAAUAGCAAGGGUCACACUCCUCUGGACACUCUCCGUCAGUGGUUUAAGACUUACAGUGGACAGCUGGAUCCAGAGACCAAGCAGGAGUGUUUGGAGACUGAGAAGCUCAUCAAGAGAGCUCUGUCUGGAGACGUCUCAGUUGUGUGUGCGGCUCCACGGCAGCAAAAGGAGCUUCAGGACAGUCAGCUGUUUGAUGCGGAGUAUUCAGAGCCCCUGCUGCGAGAGUCACCACCAUCACCUCCACCAAUCACACGUCCCGCUGCAACUGUCCCGACUUCUAAAGACUCGGCACCCAAACACAGAAGCACAUCUGCUUCAACCCGUUGGCCACGGGGAAUGGAAGUAGAUGUUCUGUAUGGGGAUGAUAGCAGUUCUUCAGAUAAUCCCGACUCAGAUUGUUCACUCAGUCCUCUGCGUCCUGUUCGGUCGAGACCGCGUUCCCCACCUGCACAGUCUCCACAAGAGGUCCCAUCCAGUCAGGAAUUGCCCUCUGUAUAUGGGAUCAAAGAAACAACAGUACCCCCGCAGUCAGAAUCCGGCAGACUGGAGUACCAGAAGGCCAUGCAGAACCUGGGCAGUGCCAAGUCCCGCCUCUUCUCUCAGAGCCUAUCAGAACCAGCCUUUACCAGCACGCCAGCGGUGUCGGCCAAUAGCAGAGCAGCGCUGGUUCCAGAGGACCAGUAUCUGGCAGAUGAUUGGCUGGAGGAUGACCUAAUUGAUAUGCAACCCAAGAAAAAGCGCAGAGUUUCUGAGCACAACGCGACAAGAGAAACCACUUCCAGAAGCCAGAAUAAUUCCUCCACAAUUGCUGAAGUUCCUCCUAGAGUUCAGAGUUGCUCCAGCAGGGGAAGCCUGUCUCUGAAGAAGGGCAGUAAUAAGCCUCGGCAGGUGAAGAUGAAUCAGCUGCCCGGGAUGGUGAUGUUAGGCAGGAGGGAAGUGAGCAGGUCACAGAGUCCCAUAAUGACCCAGGAGUCUGACCACAUUCAGGAGCCUGCGCCACCUUCCCAUCAGGCUAUGCCACCGGCGUCUUUCCAGAACCGAGCGGCCCAUGUUCCUGCACCAAUCAGGAUGAGGGUUAAAGUUCAGGACAAUGUCUUCUUGAUUCCAGUUCCACACAGUGAGGCAGACUCGUGUACAGUUGCGUGGUUGUGUGAUCAGGCCGCUCAGCGUUAUUAUCAGAUGUGUGGACUGCUGCCUCGUCUGUCUCUGCAGAAAGAGGGCGCUCUGCUCUUACCCACUGACCCACUGCUGGCUGUGCUGCACACCAAUGAAGAGGUUCUUGCUGAAGUGUGUUCAUGGGAUCUUCCUCCUCUGCCUGAGCGCUACAGGAAGGCCUGUCAGAGUCUGGGAGUGGAGGAGAACCGGCGCGUGUCUCGUGUGUGUGAGGUUCAGGACAGCAGCUCGUGUGUGAGCGUCUGCGGUCUGAGUUUGUCUCCAGCGUCUCUCAAUCCUCUCCUGCGAGCGCUGAAGCUUCAGGCUAGCCUCACCGAGCUGCGCAUCUCAGCCAACAGACUCAACGAUGAGCUGCUUCCAGAAAUGAUGGCUGCUGCCGCCACCAUGCCUAGACUUAGAGUUUUAGACAUUUCAGCCAAUCAGAUUACGGGAGAGGGUCUCAGGAAAGCAUCAGAUGCAUUUGAAACAAGGAGUCAAGCUGCUUUUCCUUGUCUGGAGGAGUUGAACCUAAGCAUGAAUCCUCUGGGUGAUGGUUGGACACAAGCGCUAGCCAGUCUGUUAUCCUCUUGUCCUCUUCUGUCCUCUCUGUCCCUGCAAGCCUGUGGUCUUUCUGCGCGUUUCCUCCAGCAACACCGUCUCCUGUUAGCCAACGCCAUGGCCAGCACUGGAAAUAUGCGGUCUGUGUGCCUCUCCCAUAAUGCACUGGGCUCUACUGGUUUUGAGCUUGUGUUGAAGACGUUACCAAUGCAUUGUCUCACGCAUCUGGAGCUUUCUGCAGUAUGUAGAGGUCCAUCUGACCAGCCUUCCAUGGAAAUCCUUACUAAACUCCUUGCACAGGGGGAUUGUCCACUCACACACUUAAAUCUGUCUGGAAAUGGACUUACAGACCACAGCAUCCUCCUGCUUGCUAGGUGUCUUCCUGUCUGUCCUUCCCUGGUGUCUUUGGAUCUAUCAGCCAACCCUUUAGUGACCUCGACUGGCCUUCACAGUCUCCUCAACGGUCUCAUGGAGGCCAGAAGGCCUCUGGGUCAUCUCAAUCUUCAAGGCUGUCAGGUGUCAGGACCGCUGGCUGAGGAUUGUCUGGACAGUUUGUCUGAUCACAUCCGAGACCUGCGUUUGUGCUCUCAGAGUCUGAAUAAGCUGGACCAGGAUGCAUUACAGCAGAGCUGGAAACGAAGAACAGAAGCUGUGCACAUUUUCUCUCGCAACUCCAAAUGCAUGCUGAGUAUCAGUUCACCCUCGCACUAAAUUAUUUUUGGCUGUCGCAUUUGUCCAAAUGCAACCUGGCGGUGCUAUAGUAUUAUGUUGUGAUUUAAAUUGUGUGGUAUUUGAUAAACGUUUAAACAAAUUUAUCUGUAAAUAUGAGUGAUUGUGUCAUUUAUUUGUAUAUACACGUAUGUUUGUUUAUACUCAUAACUCAUUUUAUUCGAUUCGGUGUUUACUUUCUUGCUGCAUAUUUGGCUAAAGUCCAGAAAUUAUGAGUUUAAGUUUGAAAUGGGCGUGUGAUAUCGAUGCAUGUGUGGUGUGGUAUUAAAAUAAUAAUAAAAUACAUAUUCAAGCA